Molecule: messenger RNA, 768 nt
Organism: Python bivittatus (Burmese python)
Lineage: Eukaryota; Metazoa; Chordata; Lepidosauria; Squamata; Pythonidae
Source: RefSeq, a predicted model, not a curated record
AUGAAGCCAGGGAGCAUAUAUGAGGAUUUCGAUCAGAAGCAGAGGAAUAAUGAAAUUGCCCAAAGCAAGGAAGAAAGUUCUACAAGAUCAGAAGAUUUGCGUGAAAGCAAUUCUGUUGCCCUGUUGAUUGAUAAGCUGGAGGAAGAGGAGAAUGAAUGUAGCUGGAAAAGAAAAGAAUUUUUCAUGGAAGUGAACAAUCUGAGAGAGCCUGAAGUAUCCUGUAGUGUUACAGCCCCUUGUAGUAUUCUAGAACAUCUAGUAAUCACAGUUGUUAAUGAUUUAAGUUCAUUAGUUGUGAAUGAUGCAGAAGAACUUGUCAGCAAUGUCAUCUCUGCCGAGUGUUCGUUGAUUGACCAACCAAUGGCUUCUCCAAUCAUCAUUGCAAUCCCAUUUACUUCACGUUACAGAGGAAUGUACAAAGACAUAAUGGUGAAGGUGACUGACAUAAAUUUUCAGUCAAUUUAUUUAACUCCUACCUCUUUGGAAGGAUAUCAAGGUAACCAGAAGGGGACAGCUGCCAUGGUGAAAACCUGCCAGCUUGGUAUCUUUUCUGUUGUUUCAUGCUUAAAGAAGGAAACAUUGACUAUUCCAAGGAAAGGCCUUUCACAAAAGCUUAAUAUGGAUCCCAGAAUUUCAUUUUGCUAUCCACCAUCAACUUUCAGUUCUCGAGUGACAAUGCACCUAAAGAUUUUGUCCAGAUUUACUUCUGCCGAAAAAAAAAAAAGCAUUCACAUAGGUUGGCCACACAUGGGCAUUCAGGACCUCAAG